Molecule: messenger RNA, 921 nt
Organism: Fimicolochytrium jonesii
Lineage: Eukaryota; Fungi; Chytridiomycota; Chytridiomycetes; Spizellomycetales; Powellomycetaceae
Exons: 5
Coding region: 1-921 (306 amino acids)
Biological process (GO): transcription by RNA polymerase II
Cellular component (GO): SAGA complex
Molecular function (GO): protein heterodimerization activity; transcription coregulator activity
Source: RefSeq, a predicted model, not a curated record
AUGUAUGUGCACGGGGAGGUGACCGACCCCCGGGACGACACUACGCUCGUCGUUGAAGAAAUUGUUCGCACACAAACGAUAGAGAUUAAGUUCAGCAAUGUCAGGCGAAAAGUUGACUCGUCGCGUCCACGGUCACAGAUAGUGCGUACGGUCCAGCAAGCAGCGAAACGAGGCUCGCGGUUCCUGACGCCGGAAGAUGUGAUCUCCCUUAUCAAGUACGAUCGCGCGAAAGUCAACACAUUGCGCACGUACCUGGCGUUCCGCGACGCUCAGAAAUCCGCAAAGAAGAGGGACCCGAAUGAUGUUAUCGAUAUUGCAGAGGGAGAGGAUGAUACCGACGGAAACAACCCGGAGUUGCUUAAGGGAAAGUUGAAAUUCUCAUGGGACUUGAUCAACUACUAUGGCACCGUGCUGGAGGAUGACGAUGAAGACGACGAUGAUGAGGACCAGCAGAUGGCAGAUGACUUGCAGCAAGCUCGGUUGAAGGAAGCAGAUGAAGUCACACGGAGGAUGACAAAGGAGGAAUACAUGUACUACUCUGAAUGUCGGCAAGCUUCGUUCGUAUUCAAGCGUCUUCAGCGGUUCAAGAAAUGGUCUGAACUGGGAAAAUACUACGAAAACAAACCCAACGGCGAUGUAAUCGACAUCUGGGGUUUCCUUGCCUACGAAAUGGUGCGCAAGCUCACAGAGAUGGCCCUCGAAGUCAAAAAGCAGUGGGACACCAACCGCGUCGACGAGAUCGAGCACGAGCAGCGGGAGAUGGAGAAGAAGAAUGUCGGGCUGUUUGCGAAACCGACGAAUGUGCAGAAACCCCUGCAGCCGGGACAUAUUCAUGAGGCUUUCAGGAGGCUGCAGAAUGUGACUCCGAGUGUUAACAACUUUAGGGGCGACUUUGCGAGAACGACUUUGGCGUUGAUUUAG